This is a messenger RNA of Penicillium daleae, 2223 nucleotides long. RefSeq lists its product as uncharacterized. The record is from RefSeq and is a predicted model, not a curated record. NCBI's taxonomy places the organism in Eukaryota, Fungi, Ascomycota, Eurotiomycetes, Eurotiales, Aspergillaceae. The transcript is spliced from 2 exons. Gene Ontology annotation, cellular component: nucleus. Gene Ontology annotation, biological process: mRNA processing. The annotation marks the transcript as partial. Gene Ontology annotation, molecular function: RNA binding.
ACCAUGGCCGCGAAGCGUCCGCACGCGGCUUUUGAGGCCGACCAGCUCGGACAAGCCAAACAGGCUCCCUAUGCCUUCUACGGAACGCCCUUACCCUCGCUGGAGGCCGGCGGACGGGACGAUGGCUCGUACAUGCCAGUCUGGAAGCAAGAGGUGACGGAUGAGCGGGGGCGGAAGCGGCUUCAUGGCGCCUUCACUGGUGGCUUCAGCGCUGGCUACUUCAAUACCGUCGGCUCCAAGGAAGGAUGGACUCCCGCGACCUUUGUCUCGUCCCGCCAGAACCGCGUGCGCGAUGCGAAACAGACCACACAGCAACGACCGGAGGACUUUAUGGACGAAGAAGACCUGCGGGAGCAGGAGGAGUCGCGAAAAUUACAAACGACAGAAGGUUUUGCUGGGUUCGGGUUGACUGAUGUUGAUGCGACGCGGAGAGCGGGCCUCAUGGACCUGCUCAAGACUGGUGGAGAGACCAUGGGAGUGAAGCUGCUGAAACGGAUGGGUUGGCGUGAGGGCCAGGGUAUUGGUCCCAAGGUUCGGCGUGGAGCCAAUUUGGAUGAGGGAACAGCUGCCAAAGGUGAUGGCGUCGAGCAGACAUAUCUGUUCGCGCCCGAGAAUCCUCCAAUGGUCUCUUUCAUACGCAAAACAGACUUCAAAGGCCUGGGGUUCGAGGGCGAGACCCGUCUGGUGACGCCAGACCUGGCCGGUGAUGAACAACACGAGGACUCGGAUUCCUUCUUUGGGGAUCGCCUGGCUAUGGACAAGAAAUCCAAGUCGAAGGUGAAAGGAAAGGAUUCGCGCCGUGGUGGAUUUGGGGUCGGCAUUCUCAACGACACAGGAUCGGAUGAUGAAGACCCGUAUUCGCUUGGGCCGCAGAUAGCCUACAACAAAACCAUUGGCGGCGACAAGAAAAAGAAGAAAAAGGGCCAGGCUGAUGGAGCCAAGCCAACGAUCGCGUCUGCCAACCCUUUACUAGACACCAAACCUGUCUUCAUCUCGAAAAAGGUCGCCGCAGCCCGCACGACGGGAGGCUUCAGGAAAUGCCGUGAUGGACGAUUGCCGCUGGACGGAUUCGUUCUGGCCGAUAGCUUGUCGGGCCUAUCGAUAUCAGACAAGAAGUACGAGCCUCCUCAAAUCCCGGAGGGGUGGAAGUCUACCAAACAACCUACGAAGGCUGAGCGAGACGCAUCCACCUACGUCUCGACGGCGGAUGCUGCCAAAGCAUCCUCACUAGAUCCUACAAAACGAGCGGCAGCUCUGGGAGAAGCCCAGCUGCCUGGGAAAUCAAUCUUUGAUUGGAUGACACCCGAAGCCCGUGAGCGCAUUGCGAAGCUUACGGGGAAUACCAACCUACCUCCAGCUCUAGGUGAAAAGGCUCCAAAGGGCUUUGAGACCACAGGUGCUCAAAAACGGAAAGAUUUGUGGGAUCUCGUCCCCAAAUUGGACAAGCAGAUUGCAGUCCAGGCCUUGACUCGCGCCGUCAGCGGGUGGAUGCCCUAUUCGGAAGACGAGAACAAGCGAGCCCGCUACAGGAAGUUCCUCGAGGUGCGAGCCGAAGUACGCGACUCUCUUCCAGACCGCGUCCCUGGUUCCAGUACCGACGAAUGGGUGACUGAGAUGCAAGAGUUUGCGCGGGCCGCCGAAGUCUUCAAGCCUAUGAGCGGGAUCAUGGCGUCGCGAUUCACCUCAGCUUCCUCAGGCCCCAAGGUUGCUAGCGAUGCGCCCGAUCGUCUAGACGAUUCUCCUCUUAGUCGGCCCACUGAGAAACCAGACACACCGGCUGUGGCGGCUGCAAAGAUUGGCAUGUUUGGGCAAAUGACCCGCAGUUCCAUCUCUUUCUACCCUUCUCGUUUGCUCUGCAAGCGCUUCAAUGUCAAACCCCCCGGUCAUGUACAGCUUGAUCCUGGAGAACACCCUGGGGGCCCGGAGAGUGGACCUGGAACCCGCUUCCAAUCGGGCGGUUACCAGACCGACGCUACUACACGCAAGGAGCUCGUCUCACAGGAGGUGAUGAACAUGAUCUUGAUGGAAUCUGGCCGUCAGCCACAGCCUCCAGUCGCUAGUCCUGGCGCUGGUGGAUCCAGCUUACAGCCUGCCGUGGAGGCACCGCCCGUCCGAGUCGUUGAACCAGAACGCAAUCAAGCUCUCGAGGCUGAGCGACCGGGCGAUGCUGUGUUCAAGGCCAUCUUUGGCAGCGACGACGAAGACGAAGAUGAAGAAGAAUAG